GUCCUCGCGAGAUAGAGCGGCCGGAAGUGCUUUUCACGGGCUGUAUUCUUGCAGAGCUAAGACAGCUCGAGCAAUUUUUGUUUGGGGGGCUGGUUGUUUUGUGGCGCCCUGUAGGAGUGAGGGGCUCCAGGGUUCUGGUCAGGCCCGAUGGCGUCUAGGGCAGGCCCGCGAGCGGCCGGCACCGACGGCAGCGACUUUCAACACCGGGAACGUGUCGCCAUGCACUACCAGAUGAGUGUGACCCUCAAGUAUGAAAUCAAGAAGUUGAUCUACGUGCAUCUGGUCAUAUGGCUGCUGCUGGUUGCCAAGAUGAUCGUGGGACACCUGAGGCUCUUGUCACAUGAUCAGGUGGCCAUGCCUUACCAGUGGGAGUACCCAUAUCUUCUGAGCAUUGUGCCAUCUCUCUUGGGCCUUCUCUCCUUCCCCCGCAACAACAUUAGCUACCUGGUGCUCUCCAUGAUCAGCAUGGGGCUCUUUUCCAUCGCUCCUCUCAUUUAUGGCAGCAUGGAGAUGUUCCCUGCUGCACAGCAACUCUACCGCCAUGGCAAGGCCUACCGCUUCUUCUUUGGUUUCUCUGCUGUCUCUGUCAUGUACCUGGUGUUGGUACUGGCAGUCCAAGUACAUGCCUGGCAAUUGUACUAUAGCAAGAAACUGCUAGACUCUUGGUUCACCAGCACACAGGAGAAGAAACACAAAUGAACUGCUCUGAGGGGUGAAGCCUGGGCCUCCAUGAGCAGCCUGAGAAGGGUAGACGGUCUCUUAAAAUCUUGUGUUUGGGUAGCUGCUAUGUAAAUUCUGUUGUCAUCUAUUGAAGUGGCAAAAUCAAAUGGAUGCCCAGUGGGCUGGAUCUGAUAGACCAGCUGUGAAACAGACUUCAGCUAGGUGAAGUUGAAGCUCUUCAGAAUUAUUCCUUAAGUGGGGUCCUCACCUUUGCCUGCCGUUGGCCCUUUGCCCCACUUCACCACCCUUAGCCACCAGGACUACAAAUUGUACUUCCAUUUGUAGGUCAUGGGAUGAGAAACACCUGGGAAGCUGCUCCCCUUGCAGGAUGUGCUUUCUAUUGCAGAACAUUUUAAUUAAAAAUAAUAAAGUGAAAACUACCCUGUC
Cavia porcellus (domestic guinea pig) is the source of this 1107-nucleotide messenger RNA. It is a transcript of the gene Jagn1, whose product is annotated as jagunal homolog 1. The transcript is spliced from 2 exons. Gene Ontology annotation, cellular component: endoplasmic reticulum membrane. Lineage: Eukaryota; Metazoa; Chordata; Mammalia; Rodentia; Caviidae. Gene Ontology annotation, biological process: vesicle-mediated transport; granulocyte colony-stimulating factor signaling pathway; endoplasmic reticulum organization. The coding region runs from base 148 to 699 and encodes 183 amino acids. The record is from RefSeq and is a predicted model, not a curated record.